AUGGAAAAAGUAAUUUGCUUAUGGUCUUUAAAUCAAAAAGUGAUCAUAUCUUUUGAGCACACUCUCCUUGUAUAUGGGAAAUAUGUGGGAGAUCAUACAUUAUCAUCUUUCAUAUUUUCAUAAACCCAUAUUUAACCUUAGAAGUAUGAUGCUAAAUAAUAUGCUAUUUAUUUUAAUUCAAAUUAUGGUCCUUCAUUUGGCAAUGAAUAUGAUAUUAAAAUAGGAAGUGACUUUACAAAAGGUUAUUCCAAAUUAGAUAUCUCAUAUUCAUUUUCUAAUUUUAAAUAUGGCCAUUAUGAUCUAGAUUUAUUUGGAUAAAUUAAACCAGAAAUAAAAGAAUGCCAAAUAUAUGAAUCGUAAUUAAGUUGA
This is a messenger RNA of Paramecium pentaurelia, 369 nucleotides long. The record is from the annotation of a GenBank genome assembly. NCBI's taxonomy places the organism in Eukaryota, Ciliophora, Oligohymenophorea, Peniculida, Parameciidae.